UUGGCCUGCUAUAUCAUUAAGACCUGUGGUGCGUGUGAUAUCCCUAAAUUCAGUUGUGUGUCAGUGCCUUGAGUGUACCGAUUACCAUUAAAUACUAAAGCAUUCCUGUCUUGUAUUGUGGAGAACUAGUGUGUUUUGGAGUUUGUUUUUUGUCUUCUGAGAACGUGCUGAGUGGUUUUCAAAAGACACCCAACUGUCCUUUAGUGCAGAUAUCACCAUGCCGCUUGCAGUUGGUGGUCCUGUUGGUUACACUCCUCCAGAGGGGGGGUGGGGUUGGGCAGUUGUAGUUGGUGCCUUCAUCUCUAUUGGUUUCUCCUAUGCCUUCCCAAAGUCCAUCACUGUGUUCUUCAAAGAUAUUGAAGUGAUCUUUCAAGCCACCAGUAGCCAAGUCUCCUGGAUCUCAUCCAUCAUGCUAGCUGUCAUGUAUGGAGCAGGUCCAGUCAGCAGUAUUCUGGUGAAUAAGUAUGGCAGUCGUCCGAUCAUGAUAACAGGGGGUUGCCUCUCAGGAGCUGGACUCAUUGCUGCAUCUUUCUGCAACACAGUGGAGGCCUUAUAUUUCUUUGUGGGUGUUGUAGGAGGUUUGGGACUUGCGUUCAAUCUCAACCCAUCCCUUACUAUGAUUGGCAAAUAUUUCUACAAAAGAAGGCCCAUUGCAAAUGGCAUUGCCAUGGCUGGCAGCCCUGUGUUUCUAUCCACUUUAGCUCCUCUGAACAGUUGGUUUUAUAACCAAUUUGGUUGGAGGGGCAGUUUCCUAAUCCUGGGUGGACUGCUGCUCAACUGUUGCGUAGCUGGAUCUCUCAUGAGGCCUAUUGGGCCAAAACCCAAACCUGCUGUGAAGGAAGUUAGUUCUGAUGGAGAGAAGAAGACAGUGAUGCAGCUUAUCAACAGUUUCAUUGAUCUGUCUCUCUUCAAACACCGUGGAUUCCUCCUGUACCUCAUAGGCAAUAUUAUUAUGUUCUUUGGCCUUUUCACUCCCCUAGUAUUCCUCAGUAAUUUUGCCAAAAGUAGGGAUAUUCCAAAAGAGAAAGCAGCUUUUUUACUUUCAGUGCUGGCCUUUGUGGACAUGGUGGUGCGGCCAUCCAUGGGAACAGUGGCCAACACCAAGUGGGUGCGACCCAGGAUACAGUAUUUCUUUGCAGCCUCUGUUCUGUUUAAUGGUGUGUGCCAUGUUCUUGCACCUCUUUCAGUUGAUUAUCUAGGGUUUGUUAUCUAUUCAAUCUUCUUUGGGUUUGGGUUUGGGUGGCUGAGCUGUGUGCUGUUUGAGACCCUGAUGGAUUUGGUGGGAGUCCAGCGCUUCUCCAGUGCUGUGGGCCUGGUCACCAUUGUGGAGUGUGGACCAGUGUUAAUUAGCCCUCCACUGCUGGGAAAAUUUAAUGACAUCUACCACGACUACAAGUACACUUACAUAACCUGUGGAAUAGUCCUGAUGGUUGCAGGCAUGUUCCUUUUUAUCUUCAUGGGCAUUAACUACAGGCUACUGGAUAAGGAAGCAAAGGAGGAAGCGAGAAAAUCUCAGACAAAAAGAAAAGAGGAAGAAUCCACCAUAGACAUCGCAGACAAGGAGACAGCUACUGCACUGCAAGUAAACAGAGGCAAUAAAACAGCAGAAGACACUGUGUGACUUCCCCUAUCCAGAUAUGAUUGUACGCUUUUGUGGAAAUAUAUGUCAUGCAGUUCUGUACUGUUGUAAUAUUGUUAUUAUUGUGCAAUAUUUACAUCCCUAAAAAUAUCACUGAGAUGACACAAUACAAUGUGGUUCAGCACAUAAAAACAUGUUAGUAAUGUUAAUGUUUGACGUUAUUUUAACUGAACCUAUCAGAAUUUCACCUUUUUUUUUUUAUUUGUAUCUCCUUUUUUAAUUGUAUGACAGUCAAAACUAAUCUAAAAAAAUAAGGUAUUCAUAAGGACUAAUAAAACUGUAUUUUAGAUGUCUAUUUUUUUAUUAUUUUUUUUAGUAAACUUCUGCUAAGUUAUAAGAAAUGGUUUGUAAGUUAAUAUACUAUAUGGCCAAAAGGAUGUGGACACCUGAACUUCCCACCCAUACAUGGUUCUUCCCUAAACAGUUUCCACAAAGGUGGAGCUCACAAUUAUAUAUAACGUCUUUGUAUGCUCAGUCCAUACAGGAUUUCGCUGAGUGUUUUUGUGAUUGUUGCGGCCAAAAAUGCUUGAUUUUGCUACAGAUUUUUUCAAAAUUUUAUGUAACUUAGAAUUUUUUGUGCUUUGUUUGUGGAAAACUACUUGAAUUGGCAAAAUUGAAAUUGUCUCUCGCAGUGAUGUUUGUUGGUAAAUGAGAACUUUUAGCUGUACUCAUGUUCAACGGACAUGAAUCAAAGAGGGCUUUGAUUAAAUGCACGUCUCACAUGACACAUCUUGGCCCAAAUUUGCAGUAAUUUUUAAAAUUGCAAGCUCGUCUAAAUAUUGCACAGUUUUGGCCAUGUAGUGUAUUUUAAUGCUUUGCAGAAAUACAUUAAUGAACUGAUAAGCAAAAUGUCUCAGAUCUUUAAAGAUAUGUUUAGAAAAAUGGGAGUACUGAUUUUCUGUUUCUUGGCAUUUUCUGAUGCCUCCAUUCGCCAUCAUGCAUGCAAAUAAGUAACUCUGAAUAAAAUUAAUUCGUUCAUUCA
Molecule: messenger RNA, 2621 nt
Organism: Ictalurus punctatus (channel catfish)
Lineage: Eukaryota; Metazoa; Chordata; Actinopteri; Siluriformes; Ictaluridae
Gene: slc16a1a
Product: solute carrier family 16 member 1a
Exons: 5
Coding region: 218-1621 (467 amino acids)
Biological process (GO): transmembrane transport; monocarboxylic acid transport
Cellular component (GO): membrane
Molecular function (GO): monocarboxylic acid transmembrane transporter activity
Source: RefSeq, a predicted model, not a curated record